UGGUGUCUGUCGAUGGCUUUUCGGCAUAUAAAUAAACUUAACCGGAGGAUAAAGUAAAAGCGACUUACUCAGUUUUUGGUUCAAUAUUUGUCGUCGUUCUUUCUUUGGCUGAAUAUGUUAGCUAAAUUAAGCUAAUCAAGCUAGCUAGCAUGCUACAGUGACUUUUCCUCCACACGCAUAAGAGUAGGGAGGACACCUACAAAGUAUCUCGAUGGCUUCAUCUUCUGCAGUUGAAAAAGCAGAAUGGCGUGAAGGUGACAGUUGUCUGGCUCCUGACCAGAGAGAUGGCACCCUGCCAGAAGCCACCAUUAAGAGACUGAGCUCCACCUCUCAUAAUAAUGAUACCACAGCAUGGGUGGUAUUCACUGACCAUAAUAAAGAUGCAGAAGAAGAGGAGGGAGCUGUACCUGUCUCGGAACUCCUGAGACCAGGCUCGAAUCACUUCACCCAGGAGAAACCUGUGUUUCCCAGCAGCGUCCCAGACACCAGGCUAUGUGUCCCCUUAGAGUUGAGUGAUGUUAAUGGGGACAUAGUCCCCUACACCAUCAACCGAUACCUGAGAGAUUACCAGAGAGACGGUAUCAGGUUCAUUUACAACAACUACAUCUGUUCCAGAGGUUGUAUCCUGGGGGAUGACAUGGGCCUGGGAAAAACUGUACAGGUCAUUGGUUUCCUUGCUGCUGUAUUGCACAAAACGGGCACAUGGGAGGACAUCAAGAACAACAUGUCUCCGUUUCUGCUGAGUCAGGCCUCCAGGCAAAGUAAACCCAACAAAGUGUUCCUCAUUGUGGCCCCACUGUCAGUGCUUUAUAACUGGAAGGAUGAACUGGACACAUGGGGUCAUUUCCAAUAUGUGGUGGUCCAUGGGCUGAGGAAAGAGGAGGAGCUGACUCGCAUCAAGAACGGACGCAUUGAGAUCGCUCUCACUACCUAUGAGACUCUGCGCCUUUGUCUGGAUCAGUUUAAUAACAUAGACUGGUCUGCUGUGGUCGUGGAUGAGGCCCACAAGAUAAAAAAUCCAAACUCUCAGAUCACUCAGGCAAUGAAGGAUCUGAAAUGUAAGAUCCGAGUUGGCCUCACUGGCACAAUCUUACAGAACAACCUUGAGGAGAUGUGGUGUGUCAUGGACUGGGCCUUACCUGGUUGCCUCGGCAGCUUAGGACAUUUCAAGAACAAGUUUUCGGAUCCGAUUGAGCAAGGGCAGAGGCACAGUGCAACCAAACGUGCCCUAGCUACCGGGAGGAAGACUGCCAGAGCCCUGGUGAGGAAGAUUUCCCACUGGUUCCUCAGAAGGACUAAAGCUCUCAUCAAGGAACAACUGCCUAAAAAGGAUGACAGGGUGGUGUAUUGCUCUCUGACAGAUUUUCAGCAGACUAUGUAUCAGACGGUGCUGGACUCUAAAGAUGUGACGUUAAUGCUGAGGUCCUCAGAAAAAUGUGACUGCCAAAGUGGACGCACCCGCGGACGCUGCUGCUAUGAAACAAACUCAGAAGGUGUGAAAAUGAAGGGGCUAUACUUUAGUUACUUGGCCAUAUUGAGGAAGGUUGCCAAUCAUGCAGCACUGCUUCAGUCCACCGCAGGCACCAGCAAGAAACAGGAAAAGUAUGUGGGGGGCAUCUGUGCAAAGGUAUUCCAAAAGUUUCCAGAAUUUGUGCAGAGAUGCAAAGACGAAGCAUUUGAGGCCUUGUCAGACCCGAUGUACAGUGGAAAGAUGAAGGUUUUGCAGAAGCUGAUGAAGUAUUACCUGCAAAGGAGAGAUAAAGUACUUAUUUUUUCUCUCUCAACCAAGCUGUUAGAUGUGCUGGAGAGCUACUGCAUGGCCGAAGGGCUGGACUACAGCCGGUUGGACGGAACCACCAAAUCCAAAGAGAGAGUCCAGAUUGUCAAAGACUUCAACUCCUCCUCUCACAUCAACCUCUGCCUGGUUUCCACCAUGGCGGGUGGUCUUGGUCUCAACUUCACAGGGGCCAAUGUGGUAGUGCUCUUUGACCCCACAUGGAACCCAGCCAAUGACCUCCAAGCUAUUGACAGGGCAUAUCGUAUUGGCCAGUGCAGGGAUGUGACUGUUCUGAGGCUGAUCUCAUUGGGGACUGUCGAGGAGGUUAUCUACCUCCGACAAGUUUACAAACAGCAAUUGCAGUGCACAGUUGUGGGCAAGGAGAGUGCACGGCGGUACUUUGAGGCAGUGCAGGGGCACGGUCUCCAUAAGGGAGAGCUGUUUGGGAUCAAAAACCUCUUCAGGCUGCAGACCCAAGGGACAUGCCUCACCCACAAGCUAAUAGAGCGAGAAGGACGAGUAGAGGCCGGUGUAAUGACAAGCAGCACACACACAGGCGAAGAGAAGGAGGAGGAGACGAAGGGAGUUAGCGAGUCUGGAGAUUCUCCAUCUACAGAUGGCCCUGUACUGAAUGAGGAACCAGCGAAGGAGAACAUGAGUUCAUCAAAGGUCCCCAGAGGGGUGUUGGACUUCAGCAGUGGAAGUGAAGAGGAUGAGAAGGAGGGUCUUAAGAGGAAGGUGUCAAACCCCAGUGCAAUAGAUGGCAACAGGGGUAUGGAUGCUGCCGCUGGUCCUGGUCGAAUGAGUCUCCUCCAGCAUGGUUUCUCAAGGCUCCUCGAAAGGGUCAAAGGAAAACCAGAGUUGGCAGAAGGGGACAGUAGUCCGGGUGCCGAAGAAAGCCCAUCUGAGGAAGAUGCUGUGGUUCAAAAGAUGGAGGGUACCUCCUCUGGCAUUUCCAAGUGCUCCAAUACAGCAAAUGGUGCAGUCUGUCUCCCUAAAUUGGGAACGAAAACCCUGGACAUCUCCAGCAGUUCAGACGGGGAUGAUGGAGAGGGGGGGAGGCAAGAGAGGGUUGCUAUAAGAAAGAGACAGGACCUGAAAGGAACAAAUAAGAAAAUUACAGUGGAUGAGGAGAGUGAUGGACAUUCCUCACCAGACAAAAAUAAACCUAACAAGCUCAAAACUAAAGUUUCAAAAGUGCGCCGCUUCAAAGGUUAUUCAGAUGAAUCCGAGGAUUUGGACAUGGAGGCAAAGACGUGGCCCAAGAGGGACGCUUUAAAAUCACACUGUAGAGGAGGUGACUGUGGGAGAGAAAGGCUAGACUGCAGCAGAAAGCGGCAAAGUGCUAGUGUUAGGGGCAAGGCCAGAUCCAAACACACAGAAGACAUAGAGACGUUCACAUCUUCAGAAGAUGAACACACUCCUGUUAAGAAAGGGAGAUCUACAGGAUGUCACUUCACAUCUCCACAGAUGGAAAGAUCCAGAUUUGAGUCGUCGAAAGGUGGGCAAAGAGCUGCAACAACCAACAGGACAGAGAGACAACAAGGCAUGCCUUGUCAGACAUCCCCGGCAUCCAAAGGAAAUAUAACUAUCGACAGUGUGCUAGGGGGCGUGCACGAGGUGUUGUACACCCACUCUAACCAGCGUGUGGUGGGCGGGAGCAAAGCAGAGGAGCGGAUGGCUAGAGCUGCUGUAAGAGACGUGUUUGAGCGCAAGAUGUACUCUCAGCUCCCGGCCAAUCACCUUCUGACCCAGGAGAGUCUGUCAUGCAGCCCACCAGACAGUCAGCCUUGCCCCUCUACUGUCAGACUGGACAGGCCCAGUGUGGACCAUCCAGUCACCUUCGCCGACAGGAAUGUGCACCACACCAGACACACCACCUUCAUCAUUGGAGAGACUCCCCAGGCAAUAUGCAGACAGCAGAUGGAGGAAAUGGCAGAAAAAUUAAAAUUUCCCUCAGUCCCUCAGUUUGCAGUGGAGAUUCUGAGGAGAAACUCAACCCAGAGAGUGGCCUGGCUACGACAGUAUUACACUUCACUGAACCACCCCGACCUGGCCAACACAGUCACACACAAUUUCCCACAACCUGAUUCAGCACAGACCUCCUCUUCAACUGCUACCUCCACAACAUCCACCAAAACAGCUGCAACGUCUCACACACAUACCAGAGCCCCACUAAAGGAUGUUCCAAAAGCCAAGAGAAAGCCUAAAUACACCCAGAAGAGUCCUGAACCUAAAACUAAGCCUGAAACCCCACAAAAUGAUGUUUAUGUGCUGCAGAAAAAGUCUAGACAACCACAAUAUGAUGUUUCUGAACCCCAGACAAAGAAUAGAAACCCCCAAAAUGAUGUUAUAUCUCCUCCGAAAAAGCAAAAGAGCCCUCAAAAGAAUGCACUAGAACCUCUAAGUGAUGUUCCGAGCCUUGAGUCAGGGGAGCAGGAGGAGACGGUCUGCAGUGCCAGAGGACAUAAGAGGACAAAGAGGGGUAGUGUUUCUGGUUCUGGAGCCUUCAGAGCUGGUGGUGGUCUUGGCUUGGAUCAGGCCAGCAGCAGUGGUCUGGGGUCUGGGGAGGCUGCUACUUUCCUGAACUACACAGACAGAGAUAUCCCUUCUUCUCCGGACCUCAGCCAUGGCAAGUCCACCACGUUAUCCAAACCCACAGCAAAGGGAAGGGAGCAAGAGCAAAAACCGUCUUCCAGGACAAGUGAAACUUUUCGAGGCCAGAGAGAAAAUCCUCCGACCUCUUCUCCACCUGAGCAAGCCACAUCCACCUCCAGUCAUCGUUCCCUCCUCACAGAUCUGAUCGGGGACACCUCAAUCCUCGACGAUCUUCUCAAACCCAAACGCAGGGGCUGCACAAAAACACCCCCUGCACUCUCCACUGUGUCAGUAAGCACAUGUCUCACCGCACCUUCUCCAUCCAGAAUCACUAGCAAUACUGAUUCUGGUUCAGUAGGCCUCAUAGACUCUCUGUCCUCUUCAAACUCAAAGAAACCACCUAAACACCAGGUGGUAUCAAAGGGCAGUCACAGAGACUUCUGGGACAUCUUGAAUGAAGGCAAUGAGGAGAGCAUCAACAGGUUAACGGACCCGGCAGAAGUGCAGAGGGUUUGCAUCAACACUACCUUUGCAGCUAGAGGUAGGUCUGAAAAAAAGGACAGCGAGAGUCUCUGGAAGACUAAUGAGAAGUUUCUGUGGAAGAAAUGAUACAAGAGAGACCAUUCGAGUGAUAAAAGUUCAUUUUUCACUUCUGUCCUUUUUACUUUUGCAGUAUAAAAAUAUCAUGAAUUGUAUUUUUCUGCAUUUUCCUGCCUCAGAUUUCCUCAACAGAUUUUAUUAUUGAAUGUCUUUUUAGUUUUUUACUAUAAUUACAUGAAAAUAUUGAGUGUUUAAUGAAUUAGUGACUGUUACUUGAAUAAACAGGGUGUUAAUCACUCUAGAAAUGUAAACCUUUUGUAUAUUUUAUGGAAGUUAUUGGCAUGUUUAUUGCUUUAUUUCUGAAAGUAUUUUAACAUUUACUCAUUUAUAAAAAGAAGUGGAACAAUUGAGCCAAAAACAUCACAAUGGUAAAUAUGUAAUAUAGGGCUGUAUAUAGACUUAAAAGUAUCUUCAUUAUUGAUAAAUCGUUGGACUAUACAAUGUCAGAGAAAAGUGAAAAAGGACCAUCACAAUUCGCCAAAGACAUUUAUUUUACAAUAAUGUGGGACAUGGUUAUAUGGAAAAAUCCUCACAUUUUAAAAGCUUGAACCAUCUUUUGCUUGAAAAAUAACUUAAUAAACAAAAUAA
This is a messenger RNA of Cottoperca gobio, 5563 nucleotides long. RefSeq names its product excision repair cross-complementation group 6-like 2 (gene ercc6l2). The transcript has 20 exons. The record is from RefSeq and is a predicted model, not a curated record. Bases 212 to 4984 code for a protein of 1590 amino acids. Gene Ontology annotation, molecular function: ATP binding. NCBI's taxonomy places the organism in Eukaryota, Metazoa, Chordata, Actinopteri, Perciformes, Bovichtidae.